AUGCACGCAUUCUCCAUUGUUACGCUUGGUAUCUUCGUAGCAGGAUACUCGACUGCGCGCUGGGACCUUACCACUCGCCUCUACGAGCUAGCCAUCUUCGCUUGGGAUCACGGUGUUGUCACCAGAGCAGCGAAGGGCUUUGCGAUCCUGUCGUUAUUCUUCUUCCUGCUUGUAUUGCCGUUUGCGCGCCUUGCAACCGAGGAGACAGAUCUACAUCCACGGGUCGGCACCGGUGGCAUAUCCGCGCGCGAGCAGCUCAAACGUCGAGGAUCGUUCUAG
Macroventuria anomochaeta is the source of this 279-nucleotide messenger RNA. RefSeq lists its product as uncharacterized. The record is from RefSeq and is a predicted model, not a curated record. Lineage: Eukaryota; Fungi; Ascomycota; Dothideomycetes; Pleosporales; Didymellaceae. The transcript is spliced from 2 exons. The coding region runs from base 1 to 279 and encodes 92 amino acids.